Rhopilema esculentum is the source of this 4141-nucleotide messenger RNA. RefSeq lists its product as uncharacterized. Gene Ontology annotation, cellular component: membrane. Gene Ontology annotation, biological process: intracellular calcium ion homeostasis; calcium ion transmembrane transport. Lineage: Eukaryota; Metazoa; Cnidaria; Scyphozoa; Rhizostomeae; Rhizostomatidae. The record is from RefSeq and is a predicted model, not a curated record. Gene Ontology annotation, molecular function: calcium:proton antiporter activity.
UUCGAACGACACGUGGUGUGACAAAGAGGCCAGUGUAAAUAAAAAGUUAGGCAAGGUUAAUUGUCCAAUGACAAUACAUUAGCUUACAUUACCUUUGUUUAGAAAUAGUACAUUCAGUUAAAAGGCCUAGAGAAAAACUCUUUUCAAGAAACCGAUUCUGUAGGAUGGAAUCUUUCAAUAGCAACGACUUGCUCAUGCCUAACCGAGAAACAUUAUUUUCGCGACUUUACUACACGAUGAAUUUUAGUAGAGGGCUAAACGAAUCCUUGAUCUAAGAAUAUCCUGGUGUGGAAGACGAUCGAAACCACGCAAAAUUCCAAACGGAAUACCUGAAGAUGGCACGCAUGUUGUUGAAGUCUCAUUCACCAAGCAGCAAAUGUUGCACCAAUGUUGCAUGGUUUGGUCGGUGUCGAUCAAAACAUAAUUACUAGUUUUGUGAGCUCUUGAAACAGACUAUCUAGGAGUGCAAUUAAAUAAAAAGUUUAACAAAAAAAAAAGUUUCAAAUUGGCAAUAAUAUAGAAUCCUAAUCAGGGCGUACUUUUAGAAGUCUGGAAACAGCACUGACUUUCUUUCUUCUUAAAAUUACUUUCUUAAUGGUCCUUUUCCUUUUUCCUUGAAAGAUUCGAAAUAGAUUGCAUUCUAGAACAACCAUUGUUUUAUUGUAGUUUUUCCGGAUUAAAACCAUUUCUCAGUUACCAGCAUCUUCAUGUAAAAUUUAUUUUAUGUGAUACCUGGCAUAAUCAAACUUAUUGUGAAACAAAGAGAAAUGUUAGCAACAAAGUGUGAAAAACAAGAGAAAGGAGAAGACGACAGACUUUGAAUCUGAUUUCAGCACAUGCAGACAUAUGCUGUAUUUUCAAAUUUCAGAUGAGGGAAAUAUCAUAAAUCAGUGAAGCAUAUUAAGCUCAUUAGCAGGGAUCAUGUCCCCAGAUGCUUUGGGUUUGCAGUUAUGCAGACAUUUAUUUCUUCUAUAAAUUCUUGCAGUGUAACAAAUCUCUUGCAAGUACUUGUUACUAUAACGACACCCCCAAAACGAGGUCAGCUCACAGGGAGUGGCUGUUGUUUUGAGAACUUGUUAUUCCCGCCUUCAAAAAGCUGUUGAUGAUACUACCUCGAAGAAAAUUUUCGGGAUGGCGAAAGUUAACAUUUUUGCCAGCAAGCUGCAUCUCUUCAUGAUUCUUACUUAUGGCUCGUAUAAUCUAUUCGUUGAGGGUGCCAACAACAAUACAUACACAGAUACCUGCUUUGAAGGAAGAACUGGUAUUUUCCCCUGCUCUUCAGUGAUAACUGGGAACCUCUUGCUUAUAAUUUUCUAUGCAUUGCUUCUUGCUGUUGCUGCAAAGUUCAUUUCAGAUGGUGCUGAAUUAUUGCUAGAUCUUGGGAUAUCUGCAAGUCUUGUUGGUGGUGUUAUUCUCCCCCUUCUUGGUGCUGUGCCAGAUUCUGCCAUCAUAAUUGUAUCAGGUCUUGGCAACAAAGAAGAAGCACAACAAAAACUGGCUGUUGGGAUGGGAACAUUGGCUGGAAGUACCAUCAUGUUACUGACAAUUGCUUGGGCUGGAAGUUUGAUGAUAGGGAGAUGCAAUUUGGAUCAGAAGGGUGAAUCUAUUGAUGGGACUGGAAAAGGAAGGUUUGCUUUAAAAGAUCAGGGUAUCACACUUUUGCCUGAAUUCAGAAGUGGCCUGAUUAUCAUGCUUAUUACAUCUCUUUUUUACUUGGUUGUACAGUCUGCUGACUGGCAUUUUGGAGCAACCAAUACUGCAUCACCACAACCAGAGUAUGUGAGGAAUAGUGCUUUGGUGACAAUGAUACUCUGUUUUGUUGGCUUGUUUGGAUAUUUUGCAUUUAUGCUUUACGACAGCAGAGCUGCUGAAAUGAGACUUCAAAGACAUCGCAAAGAAAUGAUUCAGAGGAAAGUUUUGCAUCAUAUGCUUGUCAUGGCCGAUAGGCAGAUUUUCAAACCAGCUCCAAAGGCAACUGAUGUGGAAGAUGGUGGUGCUGGAUCUACUGAUGCCGAUGAAGGAGAUCAUAGCGUUUCUAAGAAAUACUUCAAAGCCUGGCAUAUGAAGAAAGGAAUAAAGAAGAUGGGUGCAAGCAACGAAGAGGACGAGGAAGAAACCAAGGCUAUGAUUCAAAAGCCGGAAGUAGUCUCUCCUGAACCUGUGGAAAGGGAAACCGAAGAAGAAGAAGAGGAAGAAAGCAAAGUAAAAAUUGGUCUGAAAUCCGCUGGUAUGCUUCUAUUCGGCGUUGCAAUGGUGUCAAUAUUUUCGGAUCCCAUGUGUGAUGCACUGGAUGCUUUGACUAAUAAAAAGAAUGAUCCACAUUACAUAAAGGUCAAUUCAUUUUACGUCUCGUUUAUCGUCACCCCACUUUGCUCAAAUGCUUCAGAGUUGGUGUCAUCACUGAUCUUCGCAAGCCGCAGAAAGAGAGACAAUGCCACAAUAACAUACUCCCAGAUCUAUGGUGCCUGUAUCAUGAACAAUACAAUGUGUCUUGGCAUCUUUAUGGCUCUUGUAUACUUCCGAGAGCUUGAGUGGUACUAUUCAGCAGAAGUCACGGUCAUCCUACUGGUUCAAUUUUGCGUGGGGAUCAUUAGCUUCAGGAAAACAUACAAGCUUUACCUUGCAAUUCCAGUUGGCUGUAUUUAUAUCUUAUCACUGGUGAUCGUGUUCGUCCUGGAAAAAUACCUUAAUUGGAAGUAAAGUCGGUAAAUUCACUAUUUAAUUUUUUAUUUUUGAGCGUACAAAGGAUGCCCACCUAUUUGGUUAUAUUUUAGAUAAAGUUUUACAGCUUCUUUAUUCAUCGGUUUACUUUCAAAUUUUGGUCAAGUCUGCUAAUUCAUUCAGGAGCUGAUAGUAGAUUUGCUGAUGACCUCACCAAGUAUAAAAACAUUAAUGCGAUUCUUCUGAAACCUCCCUCCCCCCUCCCCCCUCUCCAACUUAGCUUUUGUCUUUUGUCUGUAUGUUGUAGCAAAAAUGUUCUCGACUUUUCUUCUUCUAAGUUCUUCAGGCUUAAGUUUAUAUCAAGUCAGCCAAGGAUAUCAUUGUCUUUAGUGCAAUGUACCAAAUCUUGACAGAUGCAAUAAUUCGAAAAAAAUUGUAGAGGGGCAUCAUCGUAACCCACCUGUUUGCACCAUAUCAGAUUGUUUUAGUUAGUUUCACUCGCUCCGGAGGCCCAAGAGAAAAAGCAAUUGCUUAUUUGUUAGUAUAGAUCAGAAUCUUUUAGCGUCCUUUUUUGUCUUGAGUUUCUCAGAAUUAGUAAUUCAAAUAUGGGUUAUUUUGCAAGCGAAAUGUAGAUCGGGUAUUCAAACGAAGAUAAAUCGGGUAUAUAAUCUAUUUUCUUAUUUUAAAUUGUAUUUAUCAAUUCGACGUAUUUGAAAUUUGCAAUAAAAAGACAGCGCUGUUUUUGAGGAAUAAGAAUGUGCUUACUGCAUUGGCAAAGUGUCACAUUGAAAAAAGCUAGGGCCUGUUUAAAAGGACAAGAUUGCUCGGGUACAUGCAGGUUUUAAAAUGAUAGUGCAUUUCUUUUUAUGCUAAGGAAGCAAUUCUUGUUCUUCUUAAAUAGAGGUCUAUGUUUUAAUUUAUAGGGAAGAUUUGUAAUACGCCUAUUCCAUAAUUUUUUUAAACAAUUUUGUUAACUUAAUUAACGUUGUGCAGUUGCUUGUAAUUAUUGGAUGUUUUGUUUUCUCUAUUGCUCUAGAAAAAGAAAAUAGCUUGAAACAAAAACCACAACUUUGGUUUAAGGGAUUUUUUUGGUUUAGGUCUGCUGUUAACGAAAACUUUCCACUAGAAGCCAGUUUUCGAUAAAUUGGACUUUGUCGUCAGAAAUUGUUGUAUCCAUCGUCUUAAUGCCAUCCAAGAACCCCCGAUUUUAUUCUGAUGAUAUAAUACUUCUGGGACCAACUUUUUGUUGUCUUCAUACCACAGUCCAUAUAAGUUCUAUAUGUUUUACGUGGAAGGAUUCUCCAUUAUGACAAUUUUUGACGACCAUUUUAAUUACUCUACUUUUUCGUUCUAUAACACGUUUUUUAUUGCACGAGUCACUUUUUAAUGCAUAAAACACAAUUUUUAUCUGCUCUAUAUUUUUAAUGGGAAUUAUUGAAUGAAAUUACUUUUUCUUUGCUGGAAAUUAUAGUCCUUUUGU